This is a messenger RNA of Plectropomus leopardus (leopard coralgrouper), 488 nucleotides long. NCBI's taxonomy places the organism in Eukaryota, Metazoa, Chordata, Actinopteri, Perciformes, Serranidae. The record is from RefSeq and is a predicted model, not a curated record.
GGCGUACAGUAAUUAUGUCCACCCACCACAUGGACGAGGCCGACCUGCUGAGUGACAGGGUGGCGAUCAUCUCUCAGGGCCGCCUUCACUGCUGCGGGUCCCCCAUCUUCCUCAAGAAUUGUUUUGGCGCUGGCUUCUACCUCACUCUUGUGCGACGAAUGAAGCGUGACACCCCGAAGGCCAGCUGUGACUGCACACAGGACUGCUCCUGUAAAUGCUCAACGUGCUCAAAGUUUAAAGUGAGCCAGGAAGAGAGCCGCAGUCCAGACAGACAGAUGGAUGGUAACAUGGAAAGCAUCACAGCUCUGAUCCACCAUCACGUGCCGCAGGCUCGUCUUAUCGAGGCCAUCGGCCAGGAGCUGACCUACCUGCUGCCCAACCGAAAUUUCCAGCCUAGGGCCUAUGCCAGCCUCUUCAGGGAGCUGGAGGAAACGUUGGUGGACAUCGGCCUCAGCAGCUUCGGUGUGUCGGACACAUCGCUGGAAGAG